UGGUGUGCGGCGCUGUCACUCAGGUCCAGAAAGUGCUUCCUGUGCCUGCGCAGGCUGUACCGGGAAGUCUCGCUGGCUGGGACGGGCUCUGGGGCAGUGACGGUAGGGACGGGCCCCGGCGUUCUGUGACACCCCGCCUGCUUCCCCUCGUCCACCCCCGGCCGGCGGCGACCGGCCACAGCUGCAGCGGGCCCGGGGCGUGCGGCCUGGAUUUUUUGUGACGCCUUGAACAUGACCCCCACACAGUGGGACUUCCCCGUGGAAUUAUGUUGUCGGCCUAUGGCUUUUGUUACCCUUACGGGCCUGGAUGUAGUUUAUAAUGCUGUCCACCGAGCUGUCUGGGACACUUUCUGUGCCAAUCGGAGGGCUGAUCGGGUACCAAUUUCUUUCAAGGUGCUCCCGGGUGACCAUGAGUAUCCCAAAUGUAGACCUAAGAGGACUUCCUAUGAAUGGUACAUCCCAAAGGGGAUCUUAAAGACGGGCUGGAUGAACAAACAUCUGAAUCUGGUGCCGGCCCUGGUGGUCGUGUUCUAUGAACUGGACUGGGACGAGCCUCAGUGGAGAGAGAAGCAGUCCGAGUGCGCCACCAGAGUGGAGAUAGUCAGGCAAAGUUUACAGGGGAGAAACACAAAGGUCGCAGUGGUUCUGAUUCAGAAGAAAACUCCUUUGCCGCCAGGAGAAGAUGUCACUGCGUCCGAAAGGGCUGCGGCUUUAUGCAACGCCUGUGAGCUGUCAGGAAAGUCUCUGUUCGUGCUGCCCCACACGGACCACCUGGUGGGUUAUAUCAUAAGGUUAGAAAACGCCUUUUAUGAGCAUGCACAGACUUAUUACUACACGGAGAUCAGAAGAGUGAAAUCUCAUAAAGAAUUUUUGAAUAAGACAACACACCAGCUUUUAUUUGUUAGACAUCAGUUCAAAAUAGCUUUCUUCAGUGAAUUGAAACAAGAUACACAAAAUGCCCUGAAGAAUUACAGGACCGCCUAUAAUCUCGUGCAUGAGCUGAGAGCCCAUGAAACUAACAUUCUGGAAAUUAAGACAAUGGCAGGAUUUAUAAACUACAAGAUCUGUAGGCUGUGUUUCCAGCACAACACCCCACUGGACGCAAUCGCUCAGUUCCGAAAGCACAUCGACUUGUGUAAGAAAAAAAUCGGAAGCGCAGAGUUGUCUUUUGAACACGCUGCGUGGAUGUCUAAACAAUUCCAGGCCUUUGGAGAUUUAUUUGAUGAGGCUAUCAAGUUAGGGCUGACCGCCAUCCAGACCCAGAACCCUGGCUUCUAUUACCAGCAGGCGGCGUCCUACGCGCAGGAGCGGAAACAGCUGGCGAGAGCGCUCUGCAGCCAUGAGGCUUCUGUGAUGUAUCCCAAUCCUGACCCGUUAGAAACUCAAACAGGUGUUCUUGACUUUUAUGGACAAAGAUCAUGGCGACAAGGAAUCCUAAGUUUUGAUCUUUCUGAUCCUGAGAAAGAGAAGGUGGGAAUUCUCGCCAUUCAGCUGAAGGAGAGGAGCGUUGUUCACUCUGAAAUAAUAAUAACUCUUCUGAGCAAUGCUGUUGCGCAAUUUAAGAAGUAUAAAUGUCCAAGGAUGAAAAGCCAUCUCAUGGUUCAAAUGGGAGAGGAAUAUUAUUAUGCGAAGGAUUAUACCAAAGCUUUGAAGUUGCUGGAUUACGUGAUGUGUGAUUAUCGGAGCGAAGGCUGGUGGACCUUGCUCACGUCCAUACUGACUACAGCUCUGAAGUGCUCCUACCUCAUGGCCCAGCUGAAAGAUUACAUUACUUAUUCCCUAGAACUUCUUGGAAGAGCGUCCACUCUCAAAGAUGACCAGAAAUCUCGGAUAGAAAAGAACCUCAUCAACGUUUUGAUGAAUGAGAGCCCGGACCCGGAACCCGACUGCGACAUCUUAGCGGUGAGGACGGCUCAGAAGCUGUGGGCGGACCGAGUCUCUCUGGCCGGCAGCAACGUCUUCACCAUCGGAGCGCAGGACUGCGUGCCCUUUGUGCAAUGCAAAGCCAAGUUUCACGCCCCAAGUUUUCACGUUGAUGUUCCUGUGCGGUUUGACAUCUAUCUGAAGGCUGAUUGUCCACAUCCCAUCAGGUUUUCCAAGCUCUGUGUCAGCUUUAAUAAUCAGGAAUAUAACCAGUUCUGUGUAAUCGAAGAAGCAACUAAAGCAAGUGAAGUUUUAGAAAAUUUGACUCAAGGAAAGAUGUGCUUAGUUCCUGGUAAAACAAGGAAGUUUUUAUUUAAAUUUGUUGCAAAAACUGAAGAUGUGGGAAAGAAAAUUGAGAUUACUUCGGUCGAUCUGGUUCUGGGCCACGAGUCAGGAAGAUGUGUGGUUUUGAAUUGGCAGGGCGGGGGCGGGGACGCCGCCUCCUCCCAGGAAGCCCUGCAGGCCUCGCGCUCUUUCAAGCGACGGCCGAAGCUCCCCGACAGUGAGCUUCACUGGGACAGCAUCGUCAUCCAGGCCAGCACGAUGAUCAUUUCCAGAGUUCCAAACAUUUCUGUGCAUCUGCGGCAUGACCCUCCUGCCCUGACUAAUGAAAUGUAUUGUUUGGUUGUGACGGUUCAGUCCCACGAAAAGACCCCAAUCAGAGACGUGAAGCUCACCGCUGGUUUAAAACCCGGACAGGAUGCCAAUUUAACUCAGAAAACUCACGUGUCUCUUCAUGGAACAGAACUGUGUGAUGAGUCCUACCCGGCUUUGCUCACUGACAUUCCUGUUGGAGACUUACGUCCAGGGGGACAGCUGGAGAAGACGUUGUACGUUCGCUGUGGAACAGUAGGUUCCAGAAUGUUUCUUGUGUAUGUUUCUUACCUGAUCAGUACGCCCCUUGAAGACAAAGAGAUCGUUUGCAAGUGUCACAAGGAUGAAACUGUAACUAUAGAAACGGUCUUCCCAUUUGAUGUCGCAGUUAAAUUUGUCUCUACAAAGUUUGAGCACCUGGAAAGGGUCUAUGCGGACAUCCCCUUUCUGUUGAUGACGGACCUUUUAAGUGCGUCCCCUUGGGCCCUCACUAUUGUAUCCAGUGAGCUGCAGCUUGCUCCUUCUAUGAGCCCAGUGGAUCAGCUAGAGUCCCAACUGGACAAAGUUGUCUUACAGACUGGCGAGAGUGCUAGUGAGUGCUUUUGUCUUCGAUGCCCGGCUGUUGGAAAUGUUGAAGGUGGAGUAGCAACUGGCCUUUAUAUCAUCUCCUGGAAGAGGACCUCCGCCAUGGGAAACGUCCCUGUCAUCAGUACUGCCGUCACUCUGCCACACGUGAUCGUGGAAAACAUUCCGCUCCACGUGAAUGCAGAUUUGCCGUCAUUCGGGCGCGUCAGAGAAUCCUUACCUGUCAAAUAUCACCUUCAGAACAAGACUGACUUAGUGCAAGACGUGGAGGUCUCUGUGGAACCCAGCGAUGCCUUCAUGUUCUCUGGCCUUAAACAGAUUCGAUUGCGUAUCCUCCCCGGCACCGAGCAGGAAAUGUUGUAUAAUUUCUAUCCUCUGAUGGCCGGAUACCAGCAGCUGCCAUCUCUCCACGUCAACCUGCUGCGAUUUCCUCACUUCACAAAUCAGCUGCUCAGGCGUUUUAUACCUACCAGUAUUUUCGUAAAGCCACAGGGUCGACUCAUGGAUGAUACCUCUAUUGCCGCGGCAUGAUGUGCGAGACUAGCCCUGGAUGUUCUUAGAGAGACGGUGGACGGAACUCUAUGGUUUUCAUUGUGAACUGUAGCUUUGAUCAUAUGGUAAAAGUUAAUCUUCUCUAUUUUUUAAUGGAUAUUAUACCAGCUCUUCAGAGGAACUCAUGCUUAAAACAUUGGGAAGAUCUAUCCUCUCUUAUAGUUUCACUAAUAAAUAUUUGAAAUCUCUCAGUGUGAUGUGAAGGAUGUCAGACCAUUGUUAUUGCUGGAGGUCAUUUUAUGAAUAGUAAGUUCUUUUGAAAGUAAGUGAUUAGCAGGUGCAGUAUCAGAGGAAAAGUAAGCAUCCCAAAUAGGAGUGGCCAAGGGGAGGAAAAUGCCGUAGUAUCUGCCCCAGUGAAGUGACUCCUCUUAGCGCUGGUGGAACUGGAGUCACUUUUAGAGCUGGCUGAAUUAGAGAUAAGCCCAUCGUCACAAAUUGGAUAUGUGCUCAGAGUACAAACUCAUAAUCAGUUGUCUGAGUAAUCCGGAAAUCUUCCAGAAAGUUUUAAUCAAAGCAAUUAAAAAUCUAUCAAAGAAAAAAAAAAUCUCUGUUUAGUUUCAAAACUUGUGAAAUAGUUCAGCUUGGAGCCCAAAUGUGGAUCAUUUAUGAAACAGGUUUGUAUUUGUAAGUGUUAACAAGAUUUUCGUCUGUCAGGAUCUAAACUAUAAGGAUGUGAUUAUAAGCUGAAUUUCUUAAGCUCACAGUUUUUGGAAAAGAUACAAAGUCUAAACAAGAGUUUUUAGUUAUCUUGGGCCAUUUCAAAAGGAACUAUCUAACACUCUUGGAAAUUCAUGUAAAUAAAAAUCAUAUUGUGAAAAUUUUCUCCUGUUAAAAUAUCUUAACUUAAAACUUACCACAUCUCCUGGAAAAUUUUAUUAUUUAAAUAAAGCAUAGGAGUUGUAAAAAGGAACUAGUGAUGUAAAUAAAUACGUUCUCUUUCACGUU
This is a messenger RNA of Suricata suricatta (meerkat), 4599 nucleotides long. RefSeq names its product trafficking protein particle complex 11 (gene TRAPPC11). Bases 232 to 3633 code for a protein of 1133 amino acids. NCBI's taxonomy places the organism in Eukaryota, Metazoa, Chordata, Mammalia, Carnivora, Herpestidae. The transcript is spliced from 30 exons. The record is from RefSeq and is a predicted model, not a curated record.